AUGGUCGACAUAUUUGCCGAUCCAUCAUUGGAUAUUAAUUAUUGGCCUCGUUUUCUCAUGCAAGUAUUUAUUAUUCUUGUACUUGUUCGCCUUAUGGGAUGGUUACUUGCAUUGAUAAAACAACCACCAGUUAUUGGUGAGAUUAUUGCUGGAAUAAUCGUUGGUCCUUCAGUAUUAGGCAAGAUUGAUUUUUGGUCAGAACGUAUAUUUCCUCCAUCAUCAUGGAACUAUUUUACAUUAGUCGGUAAUAUUGGUCUGAUUUUAUUUAUGUUCAAUUUAGGCUUAGAGCUUGAACAGAAACAAAUUAAACGUCAAUGGAAAUAUUCUCUUCCAAUAUCUAUUGCUACAAUUAUUAUACCGUAUGGAGCUGGUGCAGCUCUUUCGUUCUAUUUAUAUGAUAUUAAUACUCGAGAUGGAUUUCAACCGCCUGAUCGAACUGCAUUCGUUCUAUUUGUAGCAUCAAGUAUGUCAUUUACUGCUUUUCCUGUACUUGCAUCUAUACUUACAUCGACUAAACUUUUAUCGGCUCCAAUUGGUACUCUAACAAUAAGUUGUGCAGCAUUGGAUGAUGUUAUGGCUUGGUGUUCAUUGGCUAUUGCUGGUGCAUUUGCUAAAGAAUCAGGUAUUGUUGGUUUAUGGGUAGUAUUAAUUUCCAUUGGUUAUGUUCUAUUUAUGUUUAUUAUUGUUCGAUGGAUCAUUAAACGAAUACAUACAUUUUUAGUUGAACGUAAUAUGGAAAUGAAUCGUACAUUUCUUAUUGGUAUAUUUCUACUUCUUAUUGCAUCAGCAUUUUUUUGUGAUAUACUUGGUAUACAUUCAUUUUUUGGUGCAUUUGUUGUUGGUAUUAUAUGUCCAAAAUCAGGACAAUUUAAUGUUGAAUUAUUUCCAAAAAUAGAAUUAGUUACUGUUGAAUUAUUAUUACCAUUAUUUUUUGCUGCCAGUGGUAUGAAAACAAGUUUAGGUUCAUUAAAUAAUAAAUUUUAUGGGGGUAUAACUGUACUUAUUUUUACUAUUGCUGCAUUAGGAAAAUUUUUACCAGCAUUAUUUAUGACUAAAAUAGUUACAAAACAUUCAUGGAGAUUUUCCUCAAGUGUUGGUAUAUUAAUGAAUACACGAGGUUUAGUUGAACUUAUUGCAUUAAAUAUUGGUCUUCAACUUCAUAUUCUUUCACCUCGUCUCUUUACUAUGUUUAUUAUAAUGGCACUUGUAACAACAUUUAUGACAUGUCCAUUACUUUGGUUGGUCUAUAUUCGAAAAUAUAAACCUGAAGAAUUUCAUGAUGAAACAAACGACACUGAACAAGUUGUUUCUGAAGAUUAUGAUCUUCACAAAGUACCAACAGCACCGAUUUUUCUGAGAUUUUAA
This is a messenger RNA of Rotaria sordida, 1365 nucleotides long. Lineage: Eukaryota; Metazoa; Rotifera; Eurotatoria; Philodinida; Philodinidae. The record is from the annotation of a GenBank genome assembly.